Messenger RNA from Theobroma cacao (cacao), 1434 nucleotides. The record is from RefSeq and is a predicted model, not a curated record. NCBI's taxonomy places the organism in Eukaryota, Viridiplantae, Streptophyta, Magnoliopsida, Malvales, Malvaceae.
AGCCCUUUCAUUCCGCUGCUUGCAUGUGUUCACUUUCUCGCCUUGUUUACUUUAAAUACCCCUGUAUCAUCCCUACUUCCUAGCAGUCCGCUUCCCAAACGAAGCCCUUUCAUUCCGCUGCUUGCAUGUGUUCACUUUCUCGCCUUGUUUACUUUAAAUACCCCUGUAUCAUCCCUACUUCCUAGCAGUCCGCUUCCCAAACGAAGCCCUUUCAUUCCGCUGCUUGCAUGUGUUCACUUUCUAGCCUUGUUUACUUUAAAUACCCCUGUAUCAUCCCUACUUCCCAGCAGUCCGCUUCCCAAACGAAGCCCUUUCAUUCCGCUGCUUGCAUGUGUUCACUUUCUCGCCUUGUGGUCUUUUCAUAUCCUUCUCGGCAUAUAUGAGGUCAUCGAUACACAGCCAAACCGAAUCAAUUGCAGAAUCCCCCUUGUGGCUUUUAAUUGCAAAAAUGCUGGUAUUGGUUUUCCUGAUAGCGAUUGCUGGAAUUUCCUUACAGUCAGUUCCUUCCUUCAAUCACCGUCCUAGUUUCUUCAUCCCGCGCUCUAAUUUUCCGGUCAUUCGAGCCCAACUGUCCCCGAAAAGGAGAGAGGAGGAAGAUGUGUUGAACAUGAAGGAAUGGGAACUUGGAAUGUUUCAAAACGAAGUCGCUGCGAGUCAAGGCAUAAGAAUAAGGCGAAGACCACCUAUGGGUCCGCCGUUGCAUUACAUGGGCCCUUUCGAUUUCCGUUUGCAAAACGAGGAUAACACUCCUCGCAGUUUUCUCGAAGAAAUCAUUUGGCAAAAAGACGUGGAAGUUUCCCACAUGAAAGAGAAGAAGCCUCUGGCUUCAUUGAAGAAGUUUAUCGAGAAUGCAGCUCGCACUAGAGACUUCGUCGGAGCUCUUAAGGCGGCGCAUUCACGGACUGGGUUGCCUGGUUUGAUUGCUGAAGUUAAGAAGGGUUCGCCUACCAGAGGAAUUCUCAGAGAUGAAGUUAAGAAGGGUUUGCUUUGGAAGGAGAAAGUAAAAAAAUCAACUAAAAUACAAAAUCUAAUGGCCAUAUUUAGAUUCUUACUACUACUACUAUUAUGAACCAACCAGUUGGGCUCGAAUGACCGGAGAAUUGGAGCGCGGGAUGAAGAAAUUAGGACGGUGAUUGAAGGAAGGAACUGACUGUAAGGAAAUUCCAGCAAUCGCUAUCAGGAAAACCAAUACCAGCAUUUUUGCAAUUAAAAGCCACAAGGGGGAUUCUGCAAUUGAUUCGGUUUGGCUGUGUAUCGAUGACCUCAUAUAUACCACGAAGGAUAUGAAAAGAAAACAUGGCGAGAAAGUGAACAGAUGCAAGCGGCGGAAUGAAAGGGCUUAAUCAAUUCUUUUUUGGAGUCUAAACUCUGCAGAAUUUGAAAAUAAUUUGUUAAUAUAUUAAAUGAUAGUUGCGAACCAAAAGUUGUUGAGGA